AUGAAUAAACUUCUUGUGCUGUUUGUUUUCUGUGCCAUGACAGGUAAGUUUGUUAUACUUUCUUUACCUGGCUCUGCUUUUUCCAAUUUCUAUAUGCCGGUCCCAUGUGAUUGCAUGCACUAUUGCACUCACAAUGAAUUAAAUGAUCCACGAUUCCGCAUAUGAAAUUCUCAGUUACAAAAAGUUAAAUUAAUGCAAUGAAGACAUCUCAUUUAUUUCAAUCAAUUCUUUGCUACAAAAUAUAGACAACUGACAAGAAUGUUUGUGCGAAAACAAUUUCUUAGAAUUUCUCAUCGCUUAAUGUGCUUUAUAGCUUUCCUAAAAAAUUUCAGUCACAAUGCAAACGACCUAAUUGUCAGGAUUAUAAUAGUUGUGUUGUAUUGUCAGCAUUAAAAUUGUUGUGUUGUAUUGUCAGCAUUAAAAUAGUUGUGUUGACAUCUGGUAAUAACAACUGUAGUAAGUUCUUUGUAUGUUUGCAUGGCGAUAAAAUAUAAUAGUUUUGUUUGUGGAAACACUACGUAAAUUUAUUACUGCAAAAAUUACUUAUUUUUUUAUGCAGUAAUAAAUUUACGUGGUGUUUCCACAAACAACAACUGUAGUGUUGAGAACAAACCGUCUCAUGCCAUAAAUCCAUUAGCUAAAUAUCAAAAGAAAGUUUAAUAUAUGGUUCGAGCAAAAACACCUGUACAGAAUGCAGGGCCGUAGGAAGCUCUUUUCGAUUGGGGGGGCUGAAAGCGAGGGCCGAAGGCCCGAGGAAAUUUUUAAAUUUAGAGUCUCUAAAAUGCCAUUUCCUGGACUUUGGGGGAAGAUUUAACAGAAUUCUGAUAGUCAGAAAACAGCGUUUUCGUAUGUCGAAAUUUACAGGAAAGUAUGGGCCAGACUGUAGUAUUAUAAAUGCGCGGCGGGAAUUUUCGUCGUAAAUGGCAGUUGCGCGGAAAUGAAGGCAGAACAUUUGAGAAAAUUUCGAAAAUCUGGAGUCUCUAGAUGGUCUGAAAUGGCAUUUUCAGAGUUUUCUUUCGCAAGACCCAACACGCAAAAGACAAAAUAAAUCAUUAGUUCAUCAAAAAUGUGCAGAUUUUGUGGGAUUUUCUUGAAAAUGCGCGACAGAAAUUCAGCUAAAAUUUCUACGCGAGGAACGAUCUGGAGUAUGAGUAAUAUCUUCAUUCUUUGCAGUUUGUCACAGAUUAAAUGAUAAAGUUUGCAUGAUUUUGAAAAAAGAAUGAUUAUUAGCAAAUUAUUGGGGGGGCUGCAGCUCCCCCAGCCCCCCCGGUUGCUACGGCCCUGGAAUGUUACUUAAAGAACAUGCCUUUUUAUUCUGUUAUGCUUUACUGUACUAAAGUAUAGCUUUUAACUUUAAAUACGCAAAUAUUGGUGCUUAAUUAUUUUGGCGACGAAACUGAAUAAAGGGAUAACCUUUUGACAUCUAGCUUUUUCUGGUCAUGUAUCAAAUAUCAUGUGUAGAUGACGAUUGCAAGUGUUGAUUGCAUGCAAGUGUUGCAAAAAGCUAGCAAAAUAUUAAAGGCAAAAUAACAAACUAAUUAGUAUUAGCGUCGUGUAACAAAUGCGUUGGUAAUUUGUUGAGGGAAGGAUUUCUAUAUUUAGAGGCUGGGUACGAGGUUGAUUUAGAGGCUGACUGCAUAUAUUUCAUUUCAUGCAAUAUAGGUGGUACAAUCACUGCUCAACACUCUAAGUGUGAUGUUAGAAUGGUCAAAAGAGGAUGUUUCAAGGAUACAGGAGCAAGAAAAGCGGAUAACAACAAUCGGCCAUUGAAUGAAUACCUUCACAGCUUCAAGAAAAAAAUCAACUGGGUUGCCGGAUGGAACAACUACCUUCAUGAAACUGCAUGCGAGUAAGUAAAAAAUAACAGUCUCAGUAACAGCGCUGCUCAGAUGUUGAACUCAAAAUAUUCUAUUCAGUACUUUUGAUAGGCAAAAGGAGGCCCCUGAAAUGCAGUUGGGGCGCCAAAAUCACCAAGAAGGGAUUAGUAUUAAAAUUCUAAUUAAAAUUCCUAUUCAUGACCAUAUUACAUUUUCCCCGAGCCGACGGCACGAAGCGCCGUGCGAGGGUACUAAUUCCCCCCGGCUAUUUACACCCGGGGAAACGAAAGCAUUAGCGAAGUCUAAAGUUCAUCAAUGAUCGCGGGCGUGGCUCACCAACGAUGGGUGGUCAUCCUCACUGAUCUCAAAAAUAUGGCGGACUGUCAUGAAUAGCGGACACUGAUUGGUCCAAUUUAAAGUUUGCAUUAUACAGCUCGAUCUCUUCCGAAAAUUAAGGCUAUGUCUUAAUUGUAAAAAGCGUUCAAAUUAAGGCAUUGCCUUAAUUUUAAACCUAACCCCCACCCUAACCUCUAACCCUAAUCUAAUCUUAAUCUAACCCUAAUCCAAUCCAAAUCUGGCGACCGCCCCUGCGCGUCCAGCCUCCCUUCUAGGGCCAUUACUUUUAUAGUAAGAAACCUUGCCUAAUGAUUGUGGUAUUGUUAAAUUAAGGCUAUGCCUUAAUUUUGGAAAAGUUUUACAAUUAAGACAUAGCCUUAAUUUUGAGAAGAGAUCAUGUUGCAUUAUAACGACUGCAUGACGACAGCGAAAUAGCAAACAUUUCUUGAUUUGAUGAUUGAUACAUUUCUUGCAAAUAUAUUUCAUUUUUGCUCGCAUUUUUGCAAGAUUUUGUAAAUUCCAAAAGCUUUCUCAGAAAGAAAGGGCGAAAGAAUCGGCUAAAAGAAGGAGCCGACGUUAACGAAGGUAAGUUUGUUUUAAAUAUUAAUUUAUAAUUGCUUUUAAUAAAACCCGACGGCCUUUACGUAUAUGAAACAACUAAACAAGACAGCAUAUAAUUUCAGUGUAUCUUUAAUAUUGAUUCCCUUUUUUAUUAUAUUGAAUUUUUUAAAUAAAUAAAAAGAAAGCAAAGUUAUUUGCAUGCUAGAAUUUGAAAUCAUUUUAUUGCAAACUCAAAGUUUAUCGAUAAGGCCAAUGAAAAUUGAUAUCAUGUUUCUCGUCCCCGCCCGCAUGGGAUUUAUCUGCCGCACGAAAAUUUUUCAUUAUUUUUGAAAAAUAGGCUUAACAAGGCACCAAAUUGAUCUCCAAAUCAAAGUCUUAUUGCUGCAUUCCACAAGCGCAACUCAAAUUGUAUCUUUCUAAAGAUAUUACUCGCCAGAAUGCCUCUAUUUUUCAUGUCAGCCCUGGUAUGUAUAGAAAUAUACCGUAGAGUAGGACGUAUUAAAUUAAAAUGAAUUAUACGGAGGGUUUAAACUGCAGGUUGCAGGUGUGCAGGUGCAGGUUGCAGGUGUGCAGGUCAAUGGGUGCAGGUUGCAGGUGUGCAGGUUGCAGGUUGCAGGUGUGAUAUUCUAGUACAAGAUCAAAACUUGACAUUCAUAAAAAAGUGUGAAGCACGCAUAAAAUUUUAUCUUAGCUAAGUUUGAAUUCUCUUUUAUAAUUGAUUUUGUCACUCUUUGCGAGAAACGUCCGCCAUAUUUAAUUCUUAGGUCAAAAACACCUGAUAUCUUAGGUCAAAAACACCUGUGAUCACAUGUUUUGGCAGUAUGGGGAAAACUAUUGAUACUAUGGGAUAUCAGGUGUUUUUGAGAUAAGAAUUAAAUAUGGCGGACGUUUCUCACAAAGAGUGACAAAAUCAAUUAUAAAAAAGAAUUCAAACUUAGCUAAGAUAAAAUUAUAUGCGUGCUUCACACUUUUUCAUGAAUGUCAAGUUUUGAUCUUGUACUAGAAUAUCACACCUGCACACCUGCAACCUGCACCGGCACACCUGCACUUGCAACCUGCACCUGCAACCUGCACCUGCAACCUGCAGUUUAAACCCUCCGUGAAUUAUACACCGAUUUACUUCAGAUUUUUAUGGGGUUUUUUACUGGGUCAAGGAAAUUAUUGACAAGCAGAAUUCAAAUAGAAAAAAUAAUGAAAUAUGAAAAAUGAAAAAAUCCCGCUCCAAAUUUUUGAAAAUUGUGGACGAGAAACAUGAUAUCAAUUUUCAUUGGCCUAAAGCCUUUUAAUUAAAGGCAGUUUAGUUUUAUAAAGAACACUUAAAAAACGUUUUGCGAAGCCUUUGUGGUUGAAUUUUACCUUAAAUUGAAGCUUAUAUUACGUAUAAUAUAUCAUACCUAACAUAUAUGUUGGGAAAUUGAUAAUUUUGUAAUUAAAAGUGAUAUUUUGAGGCAAUUUUUCGUUUGUAAGAAUAUUCUUAAAAAAUUAUCGUGUUACCAUGACAAUUACUUUAGAUACUUCAUGUUCGGAAAAUGCAAUGGUUUUGUCAGCAAGGCGAGGGUUUCUGCAUGUAUGUAUUUUCUAAUUAGUAUAUAUAGUUCAAUUACAAGCUAGGCGAACAAUGGUAAUUGAUAAUGGCUCUGAAUAAUGUUAAAACACUGGGUCAUCGCCAUGCAUGCCAAAUUAGUAUGGAUUUGAAUCUGCAUGUGCAUGCUCUCCCCGUUGGCAUUGAGGUAAAUGUGUUGUCGUAGGCAUGCAUGCAUGCAUGCAUGCAUGCAGAUUCAACUUAGGCAUGCAUGAUACAAUUUUCUCGCUCUUAUUUAAGAAUGUUCCCUUGUGGUUUUAAAUAUAUGCUAACUUAGUUAUCUGACGGAAAAUAAAACAAUUUCUUGACCUUGUGUUUUAGUUGUGCUAAAUUAGCUAAAGGCUUGGGUUAUCGUUAUAUUGGUAUCCAAGCAUAUGGAGAAUGCUGGUCAGGUGAUCCAACAGCAGAUUUGUUUAAAUAUCGAGCAAUCGAUCCACACAAAUGCUGGGGUUUUAAACCCAAUUAUUCAAAAUGUGAUGACGAAGCAGAAACAGAAUGCAUAGGAACCCCAGAAUACAAUUAUGUCUACGAACUUUACCUUACUGGUAGCAAAGGUAGGUGCAGAUUUGCACUGUACUUUUCAAGAACAAUAAAAUACAUGGUGAAGUAAUAAAAUACAUUGCGUAGAAUUUCCGAAGUAGAGCGGUCAACAAGUUUUCCCAAGGUUUAUUGGUUACUUAAUUAGCCUUUUGUGAUUGGUGUAUCUUUGGUGAACACCGUUGACUUUUGAAGGAAAGGCAAAACGAGCUGCUUCGAUCAUUGUCUUCAUUAUAUAAUUGGACUUUUCAGGGUGUCCCGGCGAAAAUGUAAAAGGUAUGUUCCAGAUUUUUACACAGCUAAUUAUUAGUGGGUAUAUCGAAAACUUAAUCUAAGACUAAGAUAUGAAUUUUGAUACUAAGAUUAAUAAAAUUGGUCUUGUAGAACCAAUGUUAUGGCUGUUUAAAAUAAAGUCUGGUCCACCCAACGCCAAUGGACCAAUAAAAUCAUACAUCAAUGGACCAUUUACAUUAUAGACUAAAUUUUGGUCUAGACGAAAAUUUCAUCACAGCUUGAAAGAGCAUCACAAAAUUAGUAACAUUCCAAAGUUUCGUUGCGAAAUGUUGUAAAAUGCGGAUAAUAUAGCCUUGCGAAGUUUGCAAUUUUCAGUCAUUUUGUAUUACAAACGGGAAAUUGAUGCCCCAGCACCCGAUUGAGCUGUCAAUUUUCCGUGCGUAGUACAAAAUGACUGAAAACCGGCAAACUUCGCAAGGCUAUAUUAUCCUCAUUUUACAACAUUUCGCAACGAAACUUUGGAAUAUUACUAAUUGUGUGAUGCUCUUUCAAGCUGUGAUGAAAUUUUUGUCUACACUUGUCUAGAUCAAAAUUUAGUCUAUAAUGCAAAUGGUCCAUUGUGUAACGUAUCAAUGUAGCCAUGUAUAGGUUUGAUGACCCCUUACUACAGCCAUGCAACAUUGGUUCUAACCAAUUUUAGUAAUGUCAAAAUUCAUCUCUUAGGUUAAAUUUUCGAUGCUCACGAAUAGUUAGUUGUAUAAAAAUCUGGAACAUAGCUACCACAUUUUGUUCGGAUACUCCCUGUAUAUAUUGUCAACUGUUAAAUAUAGGUGCUUAUUUGAACGUAAAACUAUAUCUUAUGCUCUGCGCAUGCAACAGCGCAACCGGCAGACCUAAGGCCCUACAUUUCCCGACUGGUAUUCUUUCUGAAAUCGCUCAUAGCAGUUGAUUAAUUAAAUGAUUCAUCGACGCCCUCCAUGCAGCUGCUACAAAAGCAGUAAAAACAGCAGGCUAUACCACAGUUUACAGAUUGUGGCGUAAGGCUACAGGAGUGGAAAACCUUUUUAAAAUCUAGCAAAAAUGAUGCUAUAUGUUAUCUGGCAAAUAAUAAUAUUCCAUUUUCUAUUUGUUUUAUUUUAUUUUAGAAUCGCCAUGUUCGUCUUUGCCAUGUUAUAAUGGAGGAAAUUGUACUGAAGUCGGAGAUUCUUUUGUUUGUAAAUGUGCUUGUGGAUACAAGGGAAAACAAUGUGAAAUGAAAGGUAUACGUAUAACUUCCUGUUUGAAAUUAUUUAAAGAAUUAUUAUUUUAAAGCGCACAUUUCAUCUUAGUUACCUUAAUUUGCACCAGACUAAUCUUAUGGCUCCCCUACGUAAAAAUUUGGUAAAGUACUAUUUUUAAAACAUUUAAAAAUGUUUUAAAAUUAGAUUGUCUUAAAUCAUAACUUUAUAACUGUUUAUGUGAUUUGGUGUCCAAGCCGAAUCCACUCAUUUAGCUUUUUCAACCUAGUAAAUAUUACUGAUAAGUGCAUGCAUGUAAUCACUUUCUGAAACCUUUUUGGGAAAAGAUGACAAAAUAUGAAUAUAUAUAGUGAUCAUGGUUGACCAUAUUAACAAAAAUAUUUCUAUAAAGUGGUAAAUUUUAAAGUGAAGUACUUUUCUAUGUUGAAACUUGAAAUAACUUCAUUUGAAUACAAAUAAUUUGAAAUUUUGCUUUUUAUUAUUUUGAAGUAGGGUUGAGUGAUUCAACGAGACAAUGUCAUUGCAUGGAUGAUUAUAUUAUAUCAAAAGUUAAUGGUUUUCGCUGUUACUGUGCACAAGUUUAUGUGAAAAUAAAAAUAUGGGACAAAUUUUUCGGCCCAUUCGAUUGAUCGAUUAUGGAUUGAUUGACCAUGUCCAUGUCUCCUUUACCGCUCUCCUUACCAGAUAAAAUAUAAUAUUCUUACUUUGGUUUUCAUUUUCAAGUAUCACCAUGUGCCUCAGCCCCAUGUAUGAACAAUGGUAAUUGUACAAAUGUUGGAAAUUCGUUCCUAUGUAAAUGUCCAUGUGGCUUCAAGGGAACACGUUGCGAGAAAGAUGGUUUGUAUAAUUUUAUUUGAAACAAAUACAGCAAGGGCGAUCUUGUUGUAAACAAUAUAUAUAACAUUAUAUAUAUAUAUAUAUAUAUAUAUAUAUAUAUAUAUAUAUAUAUAUAUAUAUAUAUAUAUAUAUAUAUAUAUAUAUAUAUAUAUAUAUAUUAUUAGCUUGUGAUUCUUCUUGAUGUGAACGCUCGUAUUCCUCAAUUAUAAUUCUUAAGGCAUGAAUAUUUUUUGGCUUCUUUUCCUUUAUGUAAAUCAUUAUCCGAUUUACAAGCUAUAUCUUUUUCUAAUAUUUUUAAAACGUGUUAUUAUAAACGUUUCGGACCUUUUCAAACGUGUGUAUGGUGUAUUUAAUUUUUUCCUCAAAAAUCUUAGUAAUUUUGAACUUAAAUAAUUUUAAUAUUAUUUUCAGUGCGUCCAUGUGCUUCAUCACCGUGCGUAAAUGGUGGAGAAUGUAAAAAUCUUAAAAAAUCUUACCAAUGUAAAUGUCCAGCUGGACACAAAGGAAAAAGAUGUCAGAUUAAAGGUAAGUUUAAUGUAUACGUGACAUUGAAAAACUUGAUUUACAAUUGCGAGUGCAAUAAUUAUUGACGUACAAAUGAAAGCAACGGGGGUUAAUGUUCCUAACAAUAUUUUAAGAAGCCCAUGAGAUUAUCAUUAAUUGGACUCCAUAAUUUAUAAUUAUAUAUUUAUUGGAAAUUUUAUAAUUCAGUAAGCCAAUCAAUUUUAAAGAAAUUGAGCAAAAUUGAGCAAAAUAAACUCAAAUCUUUGUGUCCAUACUCUGCCGACUUGACUGCCUAGGAUAAUAAUUUUUCACAAAAAAUUAUGGGCAUAUUAGGAACAAGGUUUCUGCGAAACUUGGUGAAAAUGCCAACAAAAGUCACUUUGAAGCGACAGGUAAAUUCAUACAUUGUAUUGAUGAUGUUUGAAUGCACAAACCCGCACCAAACUCUAUAUAAAGUAUCAAUUACUAAUAAAGCCUAUAGAGCGUUUGCACAUGACGUCACAGCUGCCAUGUUGGUGUUCCAAUUCAAAAGAAUUUUAAUUAGACUCUUUUGUCUGGAACACCAACAUGGUCGCCAUAACAGGUGGGAAAUUUGUCUGAGCAUGCGCGAGCAAAAUGAGUCACGCAAUUGAGUGGAAUACACUCAACGCGUGUUUACAAAAAGGCACAAUCGUGUAUAAAUAUUGCCAAAUGUUUGUACAAAAUAAAUGACUGUUUUAUGUUGAAAAUGGACAUGAUCUAAAUUUAUCAUACAGAAUUUUUUAGUGACGUUCUAUUUCAGUACCCUGCCAUUGUCUCUGGUGGGCUGUCCGUGUGCAUUCGAUCUGAAACAGUUGCUACUUUGCUGUCGAAAAAUUUCGAAUGUUUACAUGAAAAUAGAGGCAAGUCAUGCAUUUUACAACCUCGUAAACUGUAUGAGCCCCUACAUAUUUUCAAAAUUUGUCAAAUUUCGCGAGCUUGUAUUUUGAACUUAGACAGCUGAAGUUACAUUAAGAAACAUAGGAUGGAAAAUUUGAGGCAUAUAAAGUUAAUUUCAACUUACAUUUCAUUCUCAUAUCACGUCUUUCUUCGUUUAUUACGGUUUUAGACAAGCCACAGAUCGACGUAUACGGUAUUUACUCCCAUGUUUACGUCGCCAUAUUAACUUCUUCCAAUCACUCGAUUACAAAACAAAUCAUCCCAAAACAAAGAAUUCAUAGUCAACAAUUAAAAGAAUAACCGUUAAUUUGUAAAUCGUUGAAUGGAAAGCAAAAAAUAGUCAGCUAAAACAGCUUCUUGCUAACUUUCUGCUUUGGUUUGAAUGUACUGAUGCAAUGAGCUUUGUUUCUGCCCGCGAUUUUUUGGUCAACGACGACAAAUUUCCCACCUGUUGGUCGCCAUGACUUUUGUUGAGUUGCAUGGUCCCUGGGGAAUAAGUCAUAUAUGAGUGCAAACGCUCUAUUAUUAUACGGUGUGGUCACUAUACGUGCUUUCAGUUAAAUAUUUAAAUAUGGAAUUAGCUUACAGCUAAAUAUGGAAAUCACGCCACAUACACAUAUCUGCUAGCAGAUAUAAACACUGUUACCUGUAGGUUGAGACAGCGGUAUGUAAUUUUAUAUAGCAAGCGGCAGUGAAAUAAAGUUUUUGUGCAAAAAACAGACCUUUUUGGCAUUUUUACUAAUAUUUGACAUUUUAUGCUGUUAUUGUGAUAUUUUAAAUCGUUUUUAGCUACAGCUUUUUUUGAGAAUCAAACGUUCAUUCGAACCAAAUCAUUGCUUGUCGAAAGAGUUAAUGAAAAUGCAAUGUAUAAUAAAACAGUUAUUAUCAAGUUAGCUCGCCCAAGGCUCAACUGAUAACAUGCACUGACUUACGUCGGCCCUUGAUCUGAAUUCUGGAUAUCACACAAUCUUCAUCCAAUAACUGUUUAUUAUUACGCAUAUAUCUGCAUAGAAAUGAAAAGAAUACCUAACUGUCGGUAUGAGUUUAUAUGAAAGAAGCAUCCGCUGGUCAUCUCAAUUUGCGACUCUCAACUAAACUUGUUUACAUAACUUUCAUGUAUGAUCAUUUUAUAGAAUCCCCAUGUGCGUCAGGACCGUGCAGAAAUGGUGGUCGAUGUCAUCAACUAGCUGCUUCAUUCCGUUGUCGUUGUCGACCGAGAUAUAAAGGAAAUCUCUGCGAAAUAAAAGGUAAAUUAAGUGACGUGAUAAGAAGCACAGCAUGAGAGUUAGUGAACAACAUCACCGAAAUCACCGAAAUUCGGUGGGAAAUCACCGAAUUGACCAAUUGUAAUUGUCUUUUAAGACAAAAACAUUUAAUAAUAACAAGCUAAUUACCAAGGCUAGUCCAACUAUAAUCUAUAAAUACAUGAACAUUUAACUUUAUUGACAAAUUGAAAUUGUCUUAAAUAUCACUGAAGCUAAUUACCAAGGGUCCAACUCAUAAACAUAUAUCGCAUUAUGUGGUAUAUUUUACACUUCGCAGACGUUUCAAAAUGAAAUAUACUCAUUUCUCCCUAUAUAUAUAUUAUGAAAACCAUUGCCAUAUUAUUCAUACCUACAACACCCUUUUAAAUUUCUAAUAUUUAUACCUUAUUCCUCCCAGUUUGCAGUUUUUUUAACCUUCUGCAAAACAACACGAUAUUACACGCAAAAUGUAUAAAUACAUGCAUGAACAUUUAACUUUAUGUUAAUUCUGACAACAAUAACACUAAUUAAUUAAAAUGCACUUCUCAAUAAUAUUCUGUUUUGAUUGGUUAACAUGCAUUUCCGAAAUAAUAUUCUGAUUGGCUGCAGGUCUACAGAUAAUCAGCGGAGCGUCCGUAGGAAUAACGAAAUUGCUACAGGCGACACAAAGUACAUAUAUGUUUUUUACAGCUCUGACGUCAUUGUUACAAAUAAUACAGCAAUAUUAUUUAUCGUACUGGCUCAAAAAAUUAAUAUGGAGACUUCAACUUCAGGGAAAACGACGUAAACUGUUCAACAUGCAUGACUGCAAAUUUAAUGUUUAGUUCUCAUUUUUCACAUAUUUAACUAGAUUUUAGGUUUUGAACUGAGAGAUUGUUAACACUAGAUAGUCGUUUAUUUUAUUGUACUUGUUUUUCCCUGUUAUUUUACCAUUUUAUUUGUAUAAUGGUUACUUUACUAUGAUUUUUAUAAUGGUUUAUUACUUUUAUGUAUGUUUUAUUAUGUUUUAUUAUUCCUCAGUAUAGCAGUUACUAUUGUCCCUGUGACAAUAACUGACGAAUUUAAUAAUUAUAUAAUCGCCAAAAGAGGCGCCCACAAACUAUAGGUAACACAUGCGCCUCGGCCAUGCUUGAUGUCCUUCACACUCUAUCACCAUGCAGGAUCAAUCUCGCUUCCAGGCUUUCCCCUCUUGUCAGUUGCAGUCUGACGUUUAUACAAAACCAUUUGCUGUUUCACUUGUGGAAUGUUAUAUGACUAAAUUACAUGAUCAACAACAUUCAAGAGUUAUGAUACUCAAGGGUAGGAGCUUUUCUUUGAAAAAAACCAACUUAUAGACUAGUUAAAUUUUUAACUUGUUAUUGAUAACCCACCUUAUACCAUCAUGUAGUAUCUAUACGUAUUAAUUGCUGCCACAGAUAAAGCAUUAUAAUUCAUUUAUCUAGUCACACCAUGCUCGUCUGGUCCAUGCCAAAAUGGCGCUACAUGUAAAGACAAAGGGAAAACUUUCAAAUGCUUGUGUUCACCAGGAUAUAAUGGGAAAAAAUGCCAUAUAAAAAGUAAGUUUUUAUUCAUUUUAAAAUAAAUAAAUCAUUAUUAUAACUGGAAUUACAUCAGCAACCCCUCACCUUUUCUUUAAACAGAAUAAAUAUAAUUCCAAAAUAUUGCUUCAAGACGAAGUCUUUUAUAAUUGAAAACAUUGUGGUUGCCUUGGUUAACAUGAAAUCAUGCAUGUAUAUAUAUUGUACAAAUGUGCAAAUGGCAAAAAAUUGAAAAAGAACAAUAGCUAUAUAUACGUUUACAGACUCAUCGAUUUUCAAAAUCUAUAUAAAUAGAGUUUGGCAAGCGAGGUUGAUCGACUAGCACUAUCGUACAAUAUGGACAAUAUGGAGUAACCAAUUAAUGUGAACAAAUCUUCAAACUAGUUCAUUUCUUAAAUAGGGUUAUAACCAUUUCCACAUUGGAAAUUACUCCGUAACUCGAAAUAGUUUUACUUAACUGACAGAGUUUCUAUUGUAAUGUAUAUGAUCAAAAUGCUCGGUAUAAUAACCAAACAAAUAUCUUUGUUAGAACCACCAUGUUAUUCUUCGCCAUGCAAAGAAGGAAUUUGUGAGAACGAUGGAGAUUCUUUCAAAUGUUCUUGUCGUCCUGGAUAUAAAGGAAAGAUAUGCGAGGAGUUAGGUAAAUAGUGCAGGCGUUUGUUUGGGAGAGUUUGGGGAGAACUGUGGGCUAAUGUUUUGUCUCACAAUUCCAUUUUCUCUAUGGAAACCAUGCAUGUUCAAGGACUUCAUGUAUCUUUUUGUAAUUAUAAUUUUAUAAAUAAAUUUGCAUGCAUGUAUAUGAACAAAAACAAGCAAAAUAUAUACACCGCGAUUCUUAUACCCUUCAACAAAACUGUAAUGAGUUCUUUAAGUUUGAAUUUCAACGCGUUUCGCAAGUAUAUAUCAGCCCACCAUUACCCUAAUAUAUUGGGGUAGCCAAGCAGGAUACUUUUACUAUUUAUGGUACAGCAGUUUAUUUACACUCCUAUAUAAUACUUAAAAUUUAAUGAGAGGCUAAAGCGAAAAUAUAAUUUAAUCUAGAGUCUCCUUGCGUAUCUGAACCAUGUAAAAAUGGAGGAGAAUGCUCAAAUGUUGGAGAUUCCUUCGACUGUAAAUGCCCUUCUGGUUAUGAAGGAAAACGAUGUCAGAAUAAAG
Molecule: messenger RNA, 12501 nt
Organism: Paramuricea clavata
Lineage: Eukaryota; Metazoa; Cnidaria; Anthozoa; Malacalcyonacea; Plexauridae
Source: the annotation of a GenBank genome assembly